This is a messenger RNA of Haemorhous mexicanus (house finch), 1834 nucleotides long. RefSeq names its product leucine rich repeat containing 61 (gene LRRC61). Gene Ontology annotation, molecular function: protein binding. NCBI's taxonomy places the organism in Eukaryota, Metazoa, Chordata, Aves, Passeriformes, Fringillidae. Gene Ontology annotation, biological process: outer dynein arm assembly. Gene Ontology annotation, cellular component: cytoplasm. The record is from RefSeq and is a predicted model, not a curated record. The coding region runs from base 11 to 922 and encodes 303 amino acids. The transcript has 2 exons.
UCCAGUCCCCAUGGCAACGGGGGGCGGGGCCUCGGGGGCCGCCGGGAGCCGCCGUGCGGACCUCCCCGCAGGGAUGGAGGGGCGCGGGGAGGAGGCGCCAGAGGAGCCGGAGGUGUCGGAGCCAUCCGACGAGGAGGAGGAGGAGGAGGAGGAGGAGGAGGAGGAGGUGGAUGAAGGCUCCGGGGUGCGGGUGACGCCGGCGCUGCUCAAGGCCGCGACGGGCGAGUUCUCGCUGGAGUCCAUCCUGCUGCUGCGGCUGCGCGGCCGCGGCAUCGCGCACCUGGGCUGCCUGGCCGACUGCUCCAACCUGGAGUGGCUGGACCUGUCAGGCAACGCCAUCGCGGGGCUGGCGCCGCUGGCCGCGCUGCGCGCCCUGGCCGUGCUCAACCUGGCCGCCAACCGCGUGGCCAGCGUGGAGCCGCUGCGGGGCUGCCGCAGCCUGCGCCAGCUCAACCUGGCCGGCAACCGCCUGCGCAGCCUGCGCCAGCUGCGCUGCCUGCAGGGCCUGCGGCACCUGGAGAGCCUGCGCCUGCGGGACCCGCUGGGCAACCUGGCCAACCCGCUGUGCGCCGCGCCGGCCUACCGCGCCGCGCUGGCCGCCAUGCUGCCCGGCCUCAAGGCCAUCGACGGGCAGCGCGUGGCGGGCCGCGGCAGCGAGCUCUUCCGCCUGUGCCGCGAGCUGGACGCCGCGCUGGACGGGGAGGCCGCGCCCGCCGCGCCCGCCGAGCCCCCGCAGCCCUGGGUGCGCGCCGGCUUCUGGGAGCCGCGGCCCGCGCGGCGCAGCCUCGUGCUGGAGGAGGCCACGCGGCAGCUGGGCCAGGCCCUGCGCGAGUGCCGCGAGCUCGGCCGCCGCGCCGACGACUCCAUCGCCCAGGCCCAGCGCGCGCUCGGCCGCCGCCAGCACGGCGACUUCGGCUUCUGAGCGCCAGGAGAGCCCUCGGCCCGGAGCCGGCGUGGGCUGAGCCGCGGGACCCCGAAGGUGGGAAGGGAGAGCCCCCAGAGCCACCACAGCCCAGAGCCACCAUCAUCUGAGCCACAGGACCCCGAAAACGGGGCCAGGAGAACGCCCAGAGCCACCACAGCCCAAAGACACCAUCGUCUGAGCCACAGGACCCCAAAAACGGGGCCAGGAGAACCCCCAGAGCCACCUUCAUCUGAGCCACCAUCAUCCGAGCCACAGGACCCCGAAAAUGGGGCCAGGAGAACCCCCAGAGCCACCACAGCCCAAAGACACCAUUGUCUGAGCCACAGGACCCCAAAAAUGGGGCCAGGAGAACCCCCAGAGCCACCACAGCCCAGAGCCACCAUCAUCUGAGCCACAGGACCCCAAAAACGGGGCCAGGAGAACCCCCAGAGCCACCACAGCCCAAAGCCACCAUCGUCUGAGCCACAGGACCCGAAAAACGGGGCCAGGAGAACCCCCAGAGCCACCACAGCCCAAAGACACCAUUGUCUGAGCCACAGGACCCCAGAAAUGGGGCCAAGAACCCCCAGAGCCACCCACACCCUGAGCUGUGGGACCCCGAAACCAGGGCUGGGAGCCCCUCAGUGCCACCCCUGCCCAAGUUCACUUCCUUCGCCAUGGGAGCCCAGAAAUGGAUCCAGGAAAGCCCUCAGAGCCCACACUGUCACCUUGAGACCCCCAGAGCCUGUCUCCUUCCUCCUGCGAGCCUUGGGACCGCCACACGGGAGCUGGGGCACCCCCAGAGCCACCCCAGCCCAGCAGAGGAUCCCAGGGAGCACCAGAGGAGCUGUGGGGAGCCCAGCCUCGGCUGGGGGACAGCUCGGGGACAGGGGCCGUGGUGGCACUGUGCAUUAAACAUGUCCCACCCUC